This is a messenger RNA of Didymodactylos carnosus, 894 nucleotides long. The record is from the annotation of a GenBank genome assembly. Lineage: Eukaryota; Metazoa; Rotifera; Eurotatoria; Philodinida; Philodinidae.
AUGGUAACACUCCCAAAGAAUACGACAUUGGGCACAAUUCGUCGCUUGUCAUUGAGCACAUAUUUUUCAACAUCGGUUCCCUCUCAAACAACAAUGCAGCAGGAUAAUCAAUAUCAAAAACUAAAACAGACGGCACCGUCGAAUACUCUCAUUGACACACUGUCUCAACAUCUCAGCGCCAAUGUCCAACAGUAUCAGCAUUUGUUCAAUCUGCUACAACAACAUUGCGUAUUGUUCGACACAUUCCAACCACGAACAAUUAAGACGAGCAUUCAUCAUGUAAUCAAUACGAGCGAUCAUCCUUCAGUGAAUGCAAAACCAUACUUCAAGACCAUCGAACAACGUAAAAAUAUUCAACAAGAGAUAGAUAAAAUGUUGAGAAAUGGUAUCAUCGUCCCGUCGCAUUCUCCAUGGUCGUCACCAGUGAUCCUAUUGAAAAAACCAAAUGGUGAAUUUCGUUUCAUUGUCGAUUAUCGAAAACUCAAUUCAAUCACAAAGAAGGACUCUUAUCCUCAACCGAUAGUAGAAGAAUUAUUACAACGCCCAGGUGAUCAUUCGUGGUUCACAAAAUUAGAUUUGAAGAGCGGCUACUACCAAAUUCCAAUCCAACAGCGAGACAAGGAAAAGACAGCAUUUGUCACUCAAGACGGCUUGUAUCAAUUUGAAGUGUUAUCAAUGGGAUUAAUGAAUGCUCCACCAACCUUUCAACGCGUGAUGAAUAACAUCACUGGGUACAAACGGUGGGACUACGUCCUAGUGUACCUUGAUGAUAUUCUCAUAUUCUCAAAUACAUUUGAUGAACAUAUGCAACAUCUCCAAGAGGUAUUGAAUGAGCAUCAAUUCAUAUUGAAUCCGGACAAAUGUUCGUUGGCAAACAAACAAUUGAUUUCCUAA